Messenger RNA from Perca fluviatilis (European perch), 5198 nucleotides. Its product is annotated as TOG array regulator of axonemal microtubules protein 1. Gene Ontology annotation, molecular function: microtubule binding. The coding region runs from base 449 to 4993 and encodes 1514 amino acids. Gene Ontology annotation, biological process: microtubule cytoskeleton organization. The transcript is spliced from 22 exons. Gene Ontology annotation, cellular component: cytoplasmic microtubule; cilium. The record is from RefSeq and is a predicted model, not a curated record. NCBI's taxonomy places the organism in Eukaryota, Metazoa, Chordata, Actinopteri, Perciformes, Percidae.
AGUCCACGCUGCAGCUCUGUGGUGAUGAUCGUGCCUGGAGGAGCCUGGAACUCGCGUCACCAUGGAAGCGCUCAGUUUGCGACAUGUAUUCGCCAUUUUGCUGCCUCGGUGUGUGUGUGUGGGCUUCUCUCUAAUACCUCUGUAGCUUUCAAACAUUCAACACUCAACAUACCAACUGGAACAACCACGGAAAACGUCUGGACUUAGAGAAGUGUAGCUGCAGCAGCAUGACAUGGAAAUUUGGACGACGUAACAUUAGAUAGUCUCAUCGAGCGUCACGGAAGAGGACCAGGAGGAAUGCAAGCUUGACAAACAGGAGAGUGGUUUUCCAUCACCAACCACUCAGGAUGAAAGCACGAAGUAAAGAGGAGGAAUAUUAUUGUCCUCACAGGAUUGUAUUUGCUUCUUUGGAUUCUCAAAUUUGACCACAACCACAAGACCAUCAAUAAUGAUACCUGGAUUGAUCUCCCAGGAGUUACACAAGCUGCUUCUGGACCUGACCAAUUACCAAAAUCGCACAAAUGGGGUGGAAGAGCUCAAACACAUCCUCUCAGAAGUGGACAUGAAAUCAGUCCCAUCUGGCAGUAUUGUGGAGUUCAUACAUUUUCUCCCUCAACUUCUGGAUGACAGUAAUUUUAAAGUGUUGUAUUGCACCUUGCAAGUUUUAAACUUACUCAUUCAGAAGUUAGAUACAGGUGUAGACAGAUAUUUCAAACAGAUAGUCUUAGUGGCUUUGAAGGCCCUAGGGGAUACUCGCACUGUCACCAGAAAUGAAUACAUGAAUGUGUUUCGACAGCUGAUGAAAACCGUCGCACCACAGCAAGUAUUGGAUAUUGUCAUUGGCACCUUGAAGCACAAGAAUUCAAGGGUUCGGGAAGAUGUCCUUAACAUCAUUAUGGCAGCUAUGCUCACUCAUCCUAGAAAAGAUUUCAACAUCCCUAAGCUUUGUUUUGAGGUUGCACCCUAUCUGGCAGACAGCAAAAGGAAGGUCCGCCAAGCCGCCCUUGAGCUGUUUGCGGUUUUUGACUAUUGCCUUGACACAGGGAAAAAGCAGCCUCUAAUGAAAGCUGUGGACAUGGUUGAACUCAACGAGGAUGCAGACGGUCUUAUGGCAGCUGUGCAGGCGAGACGAGCGAGGCACGUCCUUCCCAAACUCUCCUCAGAGGGGAUAGUGGAGUAUGGUUUGGUGGUCCCGAAACCAGGACAUCGGGGCUCCCUACAGUAUGGUUCUGGAGCGGAUCUGGACUGGGUGAUGAACGGUGGGCGCAUAAGCAGUGCCAGGAGCCACAGAAGUGAACCAGACUGCAACCAAUUGUAUGGCUAUGGCAGCUUAGGUUCCCUCACUGAUGACCUUCCACUUCAAAGGAGGAUUGUCAGCGCAGGUAAAGGGAAGAACAAACUACCCUGGGAGAUGUCGAGCUUCUCAUCCACUGAGAAUGACCAGCAAUGCAGUACUCUGAAUGGGAAGUGCUCUGAAAAGGAUUUCCUUCCACCGUCCAGGAAGCUCAGUCCAGAGACCUACAUACCCAGUUUCAGUUCUGCACAGCCUAAGAAGCCACAAUCCUCCAGAAGGAAGGAGUCCCCUGCCCGCCUCAGAAGAAGUGGAAGCCUCAACUUGGAGCCAGACAUCUUUAAAACCACCAACUUCUCUGACCCAGAUGUUGUGGCACCCAAGGGACGCAUGCUUUCAAGGAACCCCAGUGUUGAGCGCACGUUCUCCCUGCCCUCGAACCCCACCACGUCCGGAUCCUUCCUACUGCCCUCCUACCCACUGGCUACGCUCCCAGGAGGCAUGCUUACUCCAACUCUGUCCCGCCGUCAUGCAGACUCCUCCCUCUCUAUGUCCAACACAUGGCCCAACAAGAGAGAGAACACCCCUCACCAGCGAGACACCAGCCCCUGGAGAGACACAACAGACACAGCAAAAGGAGGCAAUCUCUUGAGCAAAUGCUCUCCCCGGCCUCUUCGCGCCUCCCUCGUGAGUUCUUCUUCCACUUCGUCAUUCCGUCGGGCUCUGAGCAGCACCAGGGCAACCCUAUCUAUCUCGCCAGUUGGCCCAACAGCAGAGCAGGUCCAGUCCCAUAAUGGCCAGAAGUCCAAUGCUUCAGGCAGCCCUCAGAAUCAGCAGUUGGAAAGGGACCUUCAUCUGGACCCUGAAACCAUCAAUGUGGCGCAUGAUCCUCAAGAGGAUGAUCCUCUGGACAUGCAGGAGGUCAGCGAAACAAUGCUGAACUCACUGCGCUCAUUGCGCAACAGCGCUGCCAAGAAGAGGGCUAAAGUAAACCUUAGCAGUUCAGAUCCAGACAGCCCUGACUCAGCUGUGAGGCUGGACCUGGGUUUGGACUCACCAUCACACACCUCUCCAAUGCUUACCACCUCAGCCAGUGAGAGUGGUCUUUCCAGUCUGAGCUCAGUUGCCAACUCCAGCUUCAAUGGCAUCAAAACCAGCCCAGGAAACUCUGCCUCUUCAGGAAUGAAACCUCGCAUUGCAAGAGUGCCUUCUGCAAAACUGAGGUCUUCUGUGUCCAUGGACUUCAGCAGCCUUCAAGGAUUGUCUCAGAGAAACGAACUGUCGUCUGAGGUGGGUGUUGUUGGGCAGAGAGUCACUUACUCCAACGGAACAAUCAAAACUGAGGAAGAGACAACAGGACCGUCCCCUCCGUUGGUCAAACCAGCCCUCCGUGAAUCAGUCAGAGCUCUGAAGCCUGCCAAAGGAUCUCAGAGCCACAGCAGCAGGAACUCACCAGCCACGGAUAUGGCUGAAGGAAUUAUUGGAAGAGGCAUGUUUGGCGCUGCCGUGUCCUCUAGCCUUCCAGGAGUCGCCUCGUCACUUGAGCAGGGUGAUUCCGUGGCCAAACCCCCCACUGAUGCCUCCGCAGGCAACUACAGCCAUGCUGCCAGUCCCCUAGACAGUGACGACAGCCCACAUCCAGAUGAAGUUAAGCAGAGGGUGAAGAAUGCACGGUUAAGCCGGGAUAAGAUGCGGCUGCAGUGUCUGGAUCAGCAAGAGGGGCAGCUCAGUCAAGCGGACCACACGCGAGACAAGAUUCGCCACAGAGUCAGACAGAUGCUGUCGGACUCCCCCACAAAGGAGAACCAAGUAUUAAUCAUCCAAGAUCUGCAUCUGAAUGGCAGCACACUGACUUCCACCAGAGCAGACCUUCUCUCUGAUGAGUCCCCUAUCAGCCCCACCAGUCCUGUCAGCCCACCAGGACCCCAAAGCCCCAUCAAGUGCUUCACUCCGCCCCACCAGCCGAGCCCCCCCACAGUGCCCCCCAACCCCAAAAACCUGACCCGUGUUAGGAGGGCCCCUAGCCUCAACAGAACUCGGCCAUCGCUGUCCCACAGCUCAGAUGAGCUGUCCCCUGGUACCACCGGUCACAAGAAAAAUCUCUCAGAGCCUCCGGAGCUGUCUCAGUUUUCCAAGCCUGACCUGGCGCUGGCACAGAGCUUUAACCUGCUGAGCUCCGAAGACUGGGAGAAGAAGAUCGAGGGUCUGACGAUCCUGCGCAGUCUGGCUCACCACCACUCAGACACACUCCAGGCCAGGCUUCAUGAUGUCUGCCUGGCCCUCAUUCAAGAGGUAAAGAACCUGCGGUCAAGUGUCUCCAGGGUUGCCGUAUGUACGCUGGGCGACCUGUACACCCACCUGCAGAAGGCAAUGGACCAGGAGCUGGAUGGGACAGUUAAAGCUUUACUGCUGAAGGCCGCAGAGAGUAACGCCUUCAUUAGGCAGGAUGUGGAUGCAGCCCUGGGCUGCAUGGUGCAGCACUGCACACCAACUCGUAGCAUCAAUGCUUUACUCUCUGGGGGACUCAGUCACCUCAACGCAGUGGUUAGAAAAUGCACCGCCCAGAACCUGGCUAAUCUGGUCGAGAAGGUUGGUGCGGUCCGUCUUCUGUCCGGAGGUAAAGAUCUCACAGACAGAAUCUUACCUGCCGUCACCAAACUCGCACAAGACUCCUCACAGGAACCCAGGUACUUUGGGCGUCGAAUGCUGCUGUCCCUGUCAUCCCACCCUGACUUUGACAAGAUCCUGGAGAAAUAUAUUCCCACCAAAGACCUGCCGACUGUCAGAGAAACUGUCUUCAUUCUCAAGACAAAGGCUCUUGGUGAGAUGUCCCAAGACACCCAGUCAGCCAGGGGUAGACGCUCCCUACCAGGCAGUGGUACAGUCCGGGCCUCAUCUCUCACCAGAGAGCCACUCAACCAAACCAACAGGGAGUCUAAUAGCCAUAGCCACAGCUGUAGAUCUCAGACACAGAGUAUUGCAGACAAGACCGAAUACAUCACGCAGAUCUCAGGUCUGCUGAGUUCAAAGGACUUCAGAGAGAGGAUCAAGGGAAUCGACCAGCUAGAAGCUGACUGCCAGCACAACCCCAACAUGGUCAUCAAUAAUAUAUUCCCGGUGUUUGAUGCCUUCAAGGCCAGGCUGCAGGAGUCCAACAGUAAGGUCAACCUGUAUGCUCUUGAGUCUCUUCAGAAAAUCAUCCUCUUGUUGAAGGACAACCUGUCCCAAGUAGUCAAUCUCCUAGUCCCAGCAAUCGUGGACAAUCACCUCAACUCCAAGAACAACGCCAUCUACUCUGCUGCUAUCGGAGCUAUCAAUGCACUCAUCUCAAAUCUUGAUAACAUACUUCUUCUUCAGCCUUUCUGCACCAAGGCUCAGUUUUUAAACGGCAAAGCAAAGGUGGAUCUUAUCGAAAAGGUUGCAGGUACGUCUGUAGUAAAUCUGACCACUGUUUCAACUUGGCUCUCAGAUUGGUGCGUAAGUCUGACCACCGUUUUCUCACUUUCUUUUUCCAGAUCUUGUGACAGAGCUCUACCCUCGCAAGCCCCAGAUGGUGGAGCAGAAAGUGCUUCCCUUGCUUUGGCACCUCCUGGGCACCUCUACCCACAGUGGUACCAUCCAUGGCCGGGGCGGCAGCGUGAGGGGUGCUACUGCCAACCUGUGCCAAGCCCUGUACGUCCAGAUGGGGCCCAAUCUGACUGAGUGUGCUGCCUCCCAGUCUGCCAAUGUCCAUAAAGGUUUAAAUGAGGUCCUGAGGACCUUAUCCUAAAAGGUAAAACAGAAUCAGAACACAACCUAAUGUUGGAAGAGAAGAACAUUAACACUGACCUUACUUGAAGACAGAGAUGUUCUACAUUUCUUACAGUGCCUGCACUUUUAUAUCAAUAAAGAGAAAAUCCUUUAAAAA